Molecule: messenger RNA, 2952 nt
Organism: Wasmannia auropunctata (little fire ant)
Lineage: Eukaryota; Metazoa; Arthropoda; Insecta; Hymenoptera; Formicidae
Exons: 1
Coding region: 1-2952 (983 amino acids)
Biological process (GO): DNA integration
Molecular function (GO): nucleic acid binding
Source: RefSeq, a predicted model, not a curated record
AUGGAAAUAGAUACGGGAACAUAUGUAACAAUAAUGUCGGAAGAAACAAAAAAGAGAUAUUUUCCGAGUAUACAAAUUGAAACGCUGAAUACGCCCCUGAAAGCAUACGGUAAAGUUCCACUCGAACAUGUCGGUAUUACGACGGGAUUAGAGGUGCAAUUAGGUAGGCGAAAGGCAACAUUAAAAAUGAUAAUAAUGAAGGGAUCGGGACCAACAUUAAUUGGAAGACAAUGGCUACAAGCAUUAGCACUAUGGCCAUUACCUUUAAAUGAAUUAGUAAGCGAUACGUUGAGCUGCCAUAAAAUAGAUUUGAGUAACGUUAUUAAAGAAUUUCCAAGUAAGUUUCCAAAAUUAUUCGGGCCGGGAACGGGACUAUAUAAUAAAGGUGUUUUAAAAUUAGUACUACGAGAGAAUUCACAACCAAAAGCGUUUAAGGCAAGACACUUGCCUUUUGCAUUGACAAAAAAAGUCGAAAACGAAAUAAAUAGAUUGGAGGCACUAGGUCAUUUAAAAAAAGUAGACGUUAGCGAUUGGGCGACUCCAAUCGUACCGGUAAUCAAAUCGAACGGGACAGUAAGGAUUUGUGGAAAUUUCAAGCUCACGGUGAACCCUUGUUUAGUAAUGGACCGGCAUCCGUUACCAUUAAUAGAUGAAAUCUUCUUAGCAUUGCAGAAUGGCGAGAAAUUUUCACAAAUAGAUUUACAGCACGCGUAUAUGCAGAUUCCGGUAGACGAGAAAAGUCAAGAUUACCUCACAAUAAUUACACAUAAAGGAUUGUACAAGUAUACAAAAAUGACAGAAGGCAUCGCGUCAGGGCCGGGAGACUUCCAACGGAAAAUAGAACAAUGCUUAGCGGGUAUCGAAGGCGUGAUACCGUACCUCGACAAUAUAUUUUGCACCGGUAGUAACGACAAAAAACAUUGGCAAGCUCUCAAUACGGUAUUUACGCGAUUGGAAGAAGCCGGGUUCAAAAUAAACAUAAACAAAUGCGAUUUUUUCAAAGAUCGACUCGACGUUUUGGGAUUCGUAAUCGAUAAGAAUGGACUCCACAAAGCGGAAACAAAAGUCAAGGCAAUGAUUCACGCACCGACACCGAAAAACAAGAAACAAUUAGACUCGUUCUUAGGAUUAAUAACAUAUUAUGCAAGAUUUCUACCAGAUAGAGCCGAAAGGCUAAAACCGCUGUACGAAUGCGCGAAACAAGGCGAAUUUAAAUGGAGUAAAGAAUGCGCGUCGGCUUUCGAAUGGGUAAAAACAGAAUUAGCGUCCCCGAGAGUUUUAGCUCAUUUUGAUCCUGAGGAAGAGUUAGUCUUAGCAUGCGAUGCAUCGGCAUACGGAAUAGCAGCGAUACUAUCACACCGGUAUAAAGAUAAAACGGAGAGACCGAUAGCGUUCGCAUCAAAAGUGAUUCCGGAGUCAGAAUUAAAUAGAGCGAUAAUCGAUAAGGAGGCUAGUGCGAUAGUAUUCGGUUUUAAAAAAUUCUACAAUUACAUUUUCGGUAAACAGAUAAUUUUACGAACUGAUCACAAACCGUUGACUCAUAUUUUCGGCCCAAAACAAGAAAUUCCACUUACGGUGGCUAGUAGACUGCAGCGAUGGGCAUAUUUUCUUUCGAGAUUUUCAUACACAAUCGAGUACAUUAAAUCAGGAAAGAACAGCAACUGUGACGCAUUAUCAAGACUCCCUAUCGAUGACGCGACCCCAAUUUUCAAUAAAGAAUUUACUGCGAUAAAUUACAUAGAAGAAAGCGAAAUUUUGAAUGCGGGAGAGAUUGCGAGAGAGAGUAAAAGCGAUAAAACGUUAAGCAGAGUUAUCCGAUACGUAAGAAACGGGUGGCCAAAAGCGGAUGAGUUGAGCGGGGAAGAGAGAAAUUUGUAUGCGAAACGAGAAGAGUUGUCGGUGGACAAAGGGUGUGUACUGUGGGGUUAUAGAGUUGUGGUUCCAGAGAAGUUUAGGGGAAGCGUCCUUCGAGAACUCCACGCAUCACACUUUGGAAUAGUGAAAAUAAAGAUGAUCGCGAGAUCAUAUGUAUGGUGGCCGAACAUUGAUAGCGAAAUUGAGAACAUGGUUGCGGCGUGUACAGUAUGUGUGAGAGAGAGAAAAACACCUGCGAGUGUACCUUUGACACCUUGGCCCUACCCCGAUAGGUUUUGGAGCAGAAUUCACGCAGACUUUUUAGGUCCAUUCCACGGACACAUGUUCAUGGUAAUUGUAGACGCGUACUCAAAGUGGCCUGAAAUAAUUGACAUGCACAGGUGCACGCAAGCUCCAAAAACUAUCGAGGAGUUUAAGAAAAUACUCGGUAGGCAUGGUCUACCGAGACAUCUUGUCACCGACAACGGGACUCAAUAUACGAGUAACGAGUUUCGAGACUUUGUAAAUAGAAACGGCAUUAAACACAGCUUCACUGCGCCGUACCACCCUGCAACGAACGGGGCAGCAGAAAAUUUCGUAGAGACUUUUAAAGAUAAAGUGGACAAGAUAGUGAAGAGCGGUAAACCGUUAGAUUAUGCGGUAAACUUAUUUUUAUUUGAUUACAGAACGUCGGAGCAUUGUACGACGGGGAGAACGCCGGCGUAUAUGGUUUAUAAGCGAGAAUUGAGGACGCGUUUUGACUUACUAAAGCCAGACGUUAAUAGUGACGUUUCCGAUAAACAAUUAGCUCAGGUCAUUGCGAAAAACGGCAGUCGAAGUGUCGAGCUCCAAAUAGGCGAAACGGUAAUGGUUAACGAUUACAGUACUCGUAACGAUAAACGAAUCGAAGGAAAGAUCGUACAAAAGUUGUCUCCGGUAACGUAUAGAGUCGAAAUAUCGCCAGGUAAAGUUUGGAAACGACACGUCGAUCAAAUUAUUAAGUACCCGAAGGCGAACGUUAAAACUGCGAGCACUAUUGGAGCAACCGAAAAGAAACUACCGGAUAUACUGCGGCGUUCAGAACGAUUAAAGAAAUAA